Messenger RNA from Oncorhynchus keta (chum salmon), 1245 nucleotides. It is a transcript of the gene gjd6, whose product is annotated as gap junction protein delta 6. The record is from RefSeq and is a predicted model, not a curated record. Gene Ontology annotation, biological process: cell communication. The coding region runs from base 1 to 1245 and encodes 414 amino acids. The transcript has a single exon. Gene Ontology annotation, cellular component: connexin complex. NCBI's taxonomy places the organism in Eukaryota, Metazoa, Chordata, Actinopteri, Salmoniformes, Salmonidae.
AUGACGGAGUGGACGCUCCUCAAACGUCUCCUGGACGCCGUCCACCAGCACUCCACCAUGAUUGGACGCCUCUGGCUCACCGUCAUGGUGAUCUUUCGCCUCCUCAUCAUUGCCGUGGCGACUGAGGACGUGUACGCCGAUGAGCAGGAGAUGUUUGUGUGCAAUACCCUGCAGCCGGGCUGCGCCACAGUCUGCUAUGAUGCCUUCGCGCCCAUCUCACAGCCGCGCUUCUGGGUCUUCCACAUCAUCAGCGUCUCGACUCCGUCUCUCUGUUUUAUCAUAUAUACGUGGCAUAAUCUGUCGAAGCUGCCGCAGGGACACAGCGGGCAGGGCCAGGGGGUUAACCCAAGGGACUUGCCUCGAGACGGGGGGAAGGAUGGAGGUCGAGAGGCAUUCAACCGGAGCUGUGACUCGGAUAGCUGCUCCAUCCGUUCACACCGGCACUUAGGUCACAGCUUGGCCAAUGUCUUGGAGGGAAUCACUGCCCAGAGUCAGAGCCUCCUAAAGGGAGCUGCCACCACUACAGCCACCACCGCCACGCCUCUAACCCAGGCCAGGGCUCGCGUCUACAGAAAUAGCCACUACGAUGCACCAGGGGGUCCUGGAGGUGGAGGAGGAACCGGAGGCGUCCUCUCCAAGUACUACGUGUUCCAUGUGUGUUUCCGGGCACUGCUGGAGGUGGGCUUUGUCAUGGCCCAGUGGUUCCUCUUCGGCUUCCGAGUGCCCGUCCACUUUUUGUGCAAGGCCCCACCCUGCACGCAGCCCGUGGACUGCUACGUGUCACGGCCCACAGAGAAAACCAUCUUCCUCCUCUUCAUGUUCUGCGUGGGGCUCUUCUGCAUCCUCCUCAACCUACUGGAGCUUAAUCAUCUAGGAUGGAAGAAGAUCAGACACUCAGUGAGGCUCAGGGAGGGAGGAUCAUGGGGGAAUUAUGGGGUAGAGAAAGGGGGACAGGAAACCUUUGAGACUUUCUCUCCCGACAGCCCCUCACUGAUGUCGUCUCUGGGCCUUAGGGAUGUCACCAGUACGACGUUGCUCCCGAACUUGGAUCUGGUAGUCGACCACCGGCCUGACUGGACCUGUGCUGGGAACUGUUCCCCAUUUAAUAAGAAGCCUGAUGCUGGUAUAGAGACAGAGCUGCAGCUUCCCAACAACCAGGAGCUCCAGACAGGAGAGACACAGCUUCUGAAGAGCAAAGGGAAGGGCUGGAAAUCCAAGCUGCGCAGUACGGAGGUCUGGAUAUGA